AUGGCCUCUGAGACCCCCUCUGAACGGCCUCUUCUCAGAGGUGGAGUGGAAAGAGGAGCCAGGCAGCUUCCUCAGGUAGGGAAAGAGCAACGGGAGCAGGGAGGAGGGAAGAGGCACAGAUGGGACCACCCAGCCUCCCUCUGUGUUGAGUGGGGAUGAUGGGGAUCUAAGAGCAGCUCUGUUUUCUUCCUCUUCUUCUUCCAGGCCCUCUUGACCUUUGAUGAGGUGGCUGUGUUUUUCACGGAGGAGGAGUGGGCUCUGCUGGAUCCUGGCCAACAAGCUCUGCACACGGAAGUCAUGCAGGAGAAUUAUGAGAUGGUGGCCUCUCUAGGUAAGGGCAGAUUUGUCUUGGCUGCUAGACAUUGAAAGGGUGAAUCUCCUGUUUGAGCCAUUUCGUGCCGUGUCUUCUUCUUUGGUGAGUCGAAUAAGAUUGUCUUCCAUGAACAUGGUCUUAACAGUAUGUCCGUGACUGUAGAGUCCAAUUCUGGAUGUACACAUUAUUCCACAGUGGGGACAUAGGUUUCCAGGCAGGAGUUAAUUACAGUGAGGGUUUGCCAAACGUACAUUCCUCUUAGCUUGUUUCUCCCUUUCAUCCAGUGUGGUGUAGUGGUUAAAAGCAGUGGACUUGUAAUCUGGUGAACCGGGUUCGUGUCUCCGCACCUCCACAUGCAGCUGCUGGGUGACCUUGGGCCAGUCACACUUCUUUGAAUUCUCUCAGCCCCACUCACCUCACAGAGUGUUGUGGGGGAGGAAGGGAAAGGAGAAUGUUAGCCACUUUGAGACUCCUUUGGGUAGUGAUAAAGUGGGAUAUCAAAUCCAAACUCUUCUUCUUCUUCCUGAGUUUGUACUUCUUCAAAGUCCAUGGCGCCUUGGUAAUGACUAUUCUGCAAUUGGAUGAUGAUGAUGAUGAUGAUAAUUUAUUCAUUUCCCGCCCAUCUGCCCGGGUUUCCCCAGCCACUCUGGGCAGCUUCCAACAAAAUAUUAAAAAUAGAAUCAAACAUUAAAAACUUCCCUAAACAGGGCUGCCUUCAGACGACUUCUAAAAGUCAGAUAGUUGUUUAUUUCCUUGACAUCUGAUGGGAGGGCGUUCGACUGGGCGGGUAUUGCUACUGAGAAGGCCCUCUGCCUGGUUCCCUGUAACCUCACAUCUCACAGUGAGGGAGCACUCGCAGGCCAGUGUUUCCCAAUUUCCUUUGCUUAUACUGCAUUUUUAAGAUUUGCCUUGGGAGCAUCUUUAAACCUCUCUUGUUGUCCACCACUAUAUCAAUUUCCAUUCUUAAAGUGGGAAUAGAGUGGUUUCUUUGGAAGAUGAUAAUCAGGCAUCUGAACAACAUGACCAGUCCAACGAAGUUGAUGUUGAAGAUUGUACUUUAUAGCAACACUAUACUUUUGUCAGUAGGUAACUCUUCAUAAGUUGAUAUUGUGGAAUGAAUUCACAAAAAACCCUAUGUAUAAUAUACAAAGAAGGGCCCAUCUUCUCCAGCAUCCUGGUGCAGGUUUAGGUGAUGUGUGUUAGAAUGCCUACUGCGAGAUUGCAGUCAUGGGAUUGUUGUCUAUCACAUGAUGGUAUAUGUUUUGACUCCACAGAGUGGGAAGUGACAGAGACAGAAUGUUUGUGUUACUGUGUUCUGUGAAGUGGGACUAUUGUCCUUUGUUCUUUUUCUCUUUGCCGUCUGAUGCUAGAGAGAGAAGGAGCCAUGUUGCAGUGCUCCGUGUGUGUUUAUAUGUAAAUAAAGUAGAUUAGCCAACAUACUGAGUUGCUGGGUUUCUGUCACAAGCGGCGCAAACUCUGUGGAUCUCGAAGUAUGCCGGUGUCAGUUGGCAUCGGUCACUGUGAUAUUCGGGCUGAAGAAAGCUUACGAAGCUCCCGAACAAUCAACCAGGAGGGAGAGAACAUGCCAGUCAGGCAUGUGUCUCUGGCAGGGUCCUACUCGAGUGUAGGCUGAACUCCUGACAAUGUGUACAGCUGGUUGGAAUGUAUCAGCAAGAUAUUACAGAUCAGGGAGGAAGGAGAAAACUGAAUACAGAGGCGUAGCAUUUUCACAGGAGUAGGAAGAUGGAAAAAGUGUGUCCCUUCAGAUGUUGCUGCACUACAACUCCCAUCAUCCCUGGUCAUUGGCCAUCUUUACUUGGGUUGAUGAGUCCAACCACAUCUUGAGGGCCAUAGAUGCCUCACCUCAGCAUAGAAGGUUUCUCUUGGUGCUCAGUGUUACAUGGGAUUUGAACUGCAUACUAAGAGUUCUGGAGAUUAUUUUCAGAUUUCCUUUCCUAAAAAUGUGGUGCAUGGGAGAGGGAGGAAUACUGGACUUGUUAAAAUAAGAGAAAGUGCUGAUUGGUCUUGCUGUGUGUUAAUAUCUCUAAUAUUUUCUUCCUUGAAUACCUAACAAUAUUUUCUUUUCCCCAACUUUCAACCAGGUGAUGGAGAAGACAACCAGAAUUAUGAGGGGCCAUCUGUGAAGUACUUCAUUGUGAGUGAACACCAUAGCACACAUCUACAAACUAACACAGGGGAGAAACCCUUUAGUUGUACGGAGUGUGGAAAGAGUUUCAGGCAGUCUUCACACCUUACUAAACAUCUACGAAUUCACACAGGGGAGAAACCAUUUAGGUGUAUGGAGUGUGGGAAGGGCUUCAAUCACAGGGGAAGCCUUAAAUACCAUCAACGAACUCAUACAGGGGAGAAACCUUUUAAAUGUAUGGAGUGUGGGAAGGGUUUCAGUGAAGGUGGAAAACUUACAAGACAUCACCAAACUCACACUGGGGAGAAACCCUUUAGUUGUACGGAGUGUGGAAAGAGCUUCAGUCACAAUGGAACACUUAUUGUACAUCUACGAACUCACACAGGGGAGAAACCCUUUAGAUGUAUGGAGUGUGGAAAGAGCUUCAAGCAGAAUGGAAACCUUACCCAACAUCAACAAACUCACACAGGGGAGAAACCCUUUAGUUGUACGGAGUGUGGAAAGAGCUUCAGGCAGUGUUCACACCUUACUAAACAUCAACGAACUCACACAGGGGAGAAACCCUUUAGAUGUAUGGAGUGUGGAAAGAGCUUCAGUCAGAGUGGAAACCUUAAAUACCAUCAACGAACUCAUACAGGUGAGAAACCUUUUAAAUGUAUGGAGUGUGGGGAGGGUUUCAGUGAAGGUGGAAAACUUACAAGACAUCACCAAACUCACACUGGGGAGAAACCCUUUAGUUGUACAGAGUGUGGAAAGAGCUUCAGUCACAAUGGAACACUUAUUGUACAUCUACAAACUCACACAGGGGAGAAACCCUUUAGAUGUAUGGAGUGUGGAAAGAGCUUCAAGCAGAAUGGAAACCUUACCCAACAUCAACAAACUCACACAGGGGAGAAACCAUAUGAGUGUAUGGAUUGUGGAAAGUGCUUCAGUAGCAGUGUAACUCUUAGAAAACAUCAACAAUCUCACAGGGAAGCAACAGUUUAA
Molecule: messenger RNA, 3446 nt
Organism: Podarcis lilfordi (Lilford's wall lizard)
Lineage: Eukaryota; Metazoa; Chordata; Lepidosauria; Squamata; Lacertidae
Source: the annotation of a GenBank genome assembly